AUGAACUUCUACGCCAACCAUCAACUGGACCACGAGAAGCCCGUCCAGGCGCCCGCUAUACAGGUCGAGGAUUCAAAAAAGCUACCAAGCGUUGGCCACCCCUGUUCUCAGCCGCCCAAACCCUCUUUUUCGUCUGCCCUGCCUAACGACCGAAAUGAAGCAGCUGCUCACCCCCGCACCUCUGCCUCCAUCAGCAACAGGAUCCAGAGCUUCACUCACCUCGCCUCCAAAUUCGAGUCGAAUCAGACGCCCAAACAAAGGCCCACCUUCUCCCAUCCGAAGCCGUCCGAUAAGCCUCCUAACGCCAACUUGGCAAAGCCACCGGCGCAACCUAAAUCUCUCACAUCCGCGCCGGCUCAACCCGCACCUCCCCAGGACGCUCCAACUCCGACUGUGGACGCCCCUCAGGCUCUCUCGUCGCAGCCGAAAUACCACAAAGUAAGCGAUAUGAUCAGCAAGUUCGAUAAAAUCUCACUCUCUGGCGACAACAACACAAAAGAGCCAUUGAGACAAAAACCCACGCGCAUCCCCUCCGACCGCGUAAGUAAACAAGCCAUCUUUGGCAAUGCCCCCGCCGCGGCCCAGCCUCUCUCUACGCCCGUGUCCCAGCCACCCCCACCGUCUACACGCAAACCGUAUGCUUCAUCUCAAUCACUCGCACCUACAUCCCAGCCACCCCCAUCGUCUACACACAAACCGUAUGCGUCAUCUCAACCACCUAUACCUACGUCCCAGCCACCUAUGUAUAUACCUCGACCACCUACAUAUACACCUCAGCUGCCCCCACCUGCGUCUCAGCCGCCCCCACCUGCGUCUCAGCCGCCCCCACCUGCGUCUCAGCCGCCCCCAUCUGCACACAAACCACCCAUAACUGCAUCUCAGCCACCCACGCCCAGACCUCAGCCACCCGCACCCGCGUCUCAGCCGCCUAUUCCCGCAACUCAGCCGCCUACAUACACGCCUCAGCUACCCCCACCUGCGUCUCAGCCGCCCCCAUCUGCACACAAACCACCCGUACCAUCUCAGCCACCCAUACCUACACCUCAGCCGCCUACGCCCGCAGCUCAGCCGCCUACAUACACGCCUCAGCUGCCCCCACCUACGUCUCAGCCGCCCCCAUCUGUACACAAACCACCCGUACCAUCUCAGCCACCUAUACCUGCGUCCCAGCCACCUCUGUACACACCUCAGCCACCUACAUACACACCUCAGCUGCCCCCACCUACAUCUCAGCCACCUCCAUCUACACACAGGCCACUCAUGUCUAUGUCUCAGCCACCUGCGCCUACAUCUCAGCCACCCCCAUCCGUGCGUAGGCCGUCCUUGCCCGCAUCCCGGCCACCUAUACCCACGUCCCAGCCGCCUGUGCCUGCAUCUCAGCCGCCUCUACCCACACGUACUAAGCCGCCUCUACCUGUGCGCAAUCCGCCUCAACCUGCAUCUGAGCCAAUCGUACCUCAACAACCCCCUCAACACAUACCCCCCCCACCUCAACACAUACCCCCCCCACCACCGCAUGUCAUGCCCUCAUUCAAACACCAACUAUUUCCGUCUCCUCGUCAGCCAUCUCUACCCUCAUCUCAGCCACCCUCCUCUGUACCUCAAUCACAUGCCAAACCACCCUUACCUGCUUCUCAGCCAUCUAUGCCUAAACUCCCACCCUCGCUCAAGUCGUCUCAGCCCUCAUCUCUACCCCCUCCGUCUCAGCAACCUAGCACCCCCUCUGACCUGCCACCACCUCCCACCUAUCAACCACCUCUACCCAAAAUCUCAACUGUAGCCUCGGUCACCUCUCAGUCUCUUUCCAAAACCUCAUCUGCCCCCAACUUCCCAUCACCAUCCUUCUCAUCUCAACCACCCUCGCUCCCUUCUCAAUCACAUCCACGCAACUCUUCGCCGCCAUCUUGCAGACUCCCACUCCCAUCUUUCCCCCCGUCUUCAUCCGUCUUCUACCAGCCGUCGUUCACAACCUCUGUCGCGCCUCCCUCUUCAGGCCACCAUCCACCCCCUUCUAAAUCAUCUCCGUCACCGUCCUCCUUAUCAAAAUCCUCGUCUCAAUCAUCGAUCCCACCCUCAUCAACAACUCAAUUCCCCUUCUUGGAGGACCAUUCGUUCCUAUCUAAACUACCUGUCACUAGCUUCCAAUUACCUCCCAACUACGUCCCUCCCCCCCCCUCGAGCGUCUCCACCCCCUCGCACAACUCUGCAACCUCCCAUGAAAAGGUUCGUGCCACCCUCAGCAUCAACCCCGAAAGACCCGGUGACCUGGCUUUCUCUGCCGGGGAUAUCAUCGAAGUCGUAGAAAAACACCCCUCCGGUUGGUGGGUCGGUAAAAUCAACGAACGCACCGGAACAUUCCCCUUCACUUAUACUGAACCCAUUUGACAUCCUACACAAACUCUUCUCCACCCCACAUCACCCACCAAACAAAAAAAAAAACCAAAACUCGAAAGCAAUUCACUCCUCGCGCACCCAACCAUUUUAUUUAUCUAAACUGAAUUCGGUCUAAUAAAAAUCGGCUACUCCUCUCUA
This is a messenger RNA of Schistocerca gregaria, 2532 nucleotides long. RefSeq lists its product as uncharacterized. Gene Ontology annotation, molecular function: protein binding. The record is from RefSeq and is a predicted model, not a curated record. Lineage: Eukaryota; Metazoa; Arthropoda; Insecta; Orthoptera; Acrididae. The coding region runs from base 1 to 2385 and encodes 794 amino acids. The transcript has a single exon.